CUUCAUCUCAAUUCAAAAAAACCCUCUUUUUUUUUUUGGUUUCCUCCUUUUUCCAACGGAUCUAUGUACGAACAGAGGCGGAGCGAACACUGCCAUGAACAAGCCAUCGAAGCUCGGAGUGUUCGGAGGGAGGAGGAGCUCGGAGGCGGAGGUGGAGAUGAAGGGGACGACGACGAAGACGACGAAGACGAAGACGAAGCCGAGCCCUAGACGAAGCCCCCUCACCGACAUUAAUGGCGGCUCCCGUCCUCCCCUCUCCGGCUCCGGUGAGGCCCCGCGAUCCGGGUGCUUCCGCUUCCUCUUGUCCAAUUCCUCCUCCUCCUCCUCCUCCUCGAAGAACCCGAUCGCCCGAUCAAAUCGGACCCUAUCGACCCCCAGAUCGGCCCCUCCCAAUCCGCGAACCCUCCCCUCCCGAAACCCUAGAAACCCUCCGAAGAAGACGACGAGGCCGAGCGGUUCGAAGAAGCCAUCUCCCGAGCUCAGCUUCGAGGUAGGGUUCCACGGCGACGGCGCCACCACGCCGGAGAAGACGAAGAAGGCGGAGGCGAAGCCCUCGUUGAUUAGCCCCAAAUCAGGUACGAGCGCGACGCCCCCGAUUCAAGCUUCUAUCUCCCCCGAAGUCCCCUGCGCGUCCUCCGUGGCCCCGACGCCCGUAUGCUUCGCCGCGGGCCACGUCGUCGCCGGUGUCCACGAUCGGCGGAAGUGCCGGCCGAGGGGGAUUCUCGCCGUCGGCCGAGACGAGCCCGCGGAAUCGGUGGAGCUUCGCGAGAAGCACUUCGACGAGUCGCCGCUCUCUUCGAUACCGCCUCCGCUUGCUGGGGCUUCAAUUCACUGGCUCUCUUCUUCCCCUGGGGAUCCAAGUAGCAGCUUCAGUUCAUUCUCUAAAGCUCACUGCGAAGCCGAAGCAUCCGUAAAUUGGCUUCUCUCUCCCUGUGAGGAUGGAGAAGAGAGUAUUCACAAGGAAGAAGAGUUAAUCUUACCAAAAUGCUCUUUUUCGGCGGCUAAUUAUUCCGCCGAUCUUUGGAGAUUUUCUCACGGCGGCGCUUCGCCAUUACAAACAACACCAUCUUCGGGUUUCGGUAUUCAGAAAACUCCUACUACCGAUAGUAGUCUCAGUCCUUUCUCGAUGAUAUUGAAAAGGGCGUCGAAAUCGUCUAUGCCUAAGCUUCCUAGAGUUCAGCAAGAAAGCGGCGGCUACCGCUACGGCCCCAAUGCGGAAAGGUCGCCAUUUUCCGGCGAGUCAUCGUGGACUGAUAACACUUGCAAUGUCAAUUCGACAGCAAAACAAGCACCCAACUUUUCAGUACAUGAAGUGGAUGCCAUUUCAGAAGUUCUCAAAUCCAUUAGCUUAUCUUCGAAGAGAAUGGACAGUGAUGAAGCUAGCUUGUUAGCACUGUCGGUGCACAGCUUCCAGUUUGGACCCCAGGAAACGCCUUUCGAAUCGAUCGACUUAAGCUGUUUUAGAAAGCCAUUCUGUGACAAUAGCAUCUCUGGCAGAAAAGUUCGUUCGGCGACGAGAAUUUCCUGGCGAGAAGGGCUAGUUAGUCGGAUCUUCGAGAUGGGCGAGUUGGAUUGCUGCCAAUGGCUGUCGGAUGACGAGGAUGAGUUUGAUCAUGAGAGAAUUUCUCUGUCAAAAGACGGAGGGAACCGAGAGGCGGCAUGCGGUUUCGGGUCUGUCGAAUUCACUUGCAGUGGAAGUGGACACAAAGAGGGCGCCGAGAUCAUUUCUUCGGGACCAAUUUCAUGUUCGGACUCCAUUAGCACAGAAGGAGCUGAGCUGAUCUCUUCCGACGAUUCGAAUUGGACUCUUUUCUACAAGAACAAUUUGUUUGCGAUUGGCAUAUGCGAGCAAGAAGGAAAUGGGAUUUUCCGGUUCGCAUUCUCAUGGUAAGAUUUGUUUUGAAUUAGCAUCUGGAGCAGGUUUAAGCUUGUA
This is a messenger RNA of Ananas comosus (pineapple), 1933 nucleotides long. RefSeq lists its product as uncharacterized. The record is from RefSeq and is a predicted model, not a curated record. The coding region runs from base 95 to 1891 and encodes 598 amino acids. Lineage: Eukaryota; Viridiplantae; Streptophyta; Magnoliopsida; Poales; Bromeliaceae. The transcript has 2 exons.